Blepharisma stoltei is the source of this 564-nucleotide messenger RNA. NCBI's taxonomy places the organism in Eukaryota, Ciliophora, Heterotrichea, Heterotrichida, Blepharismidae. The record is from the annotation of a GenBank genome assembly.
AUGAUAAAAGGAAGUUAUUGGGACAUCGACGAUAUCCUCGCAGAAGAAGAACCAAUUCCUGUAAAAACCACAAAAGAAUUAAAAGGCCUAGGUUUUCUAGACAUUACAAAUAAACCAUUAGAUUUACCUGCCGAAUCCAGAUUUCAAGCUCCUUUAUGAUUGGCGGCAAUUUUGCAAAGAACAGAGACAGAUAUAGAACUUCCUAAAUAUUUUCGUACGAGCUAUAGAGCUUCUUUAGAAGCUGAUCCGUCGAUCGUAUCUUUAAAGGCGCAGUCUCAAUACUUCUUUGAAGUAGGCACAAAAUUGACUGAAAUCGCCGAGGAUGAUGAUUUGAAGCAGCUUCUGCUGAAAGUUCUGAUGAAAAGAAUUAAAUUUCUUAUUGGCUAUAUAGAGAACAAAUCAAAUCCGAAUAUUCUCAAAAGACUCACAGAGCUUGAAAUCAGUAUUUAUGAAAAGGGUAGGAAAACAAUGAUCGAGCUGGAAGAUUGGAGGGAACGAAAAUAUGAAAAAAUAAGGACUUCUUAUUUGUAUACAAGACCUAUGAGAAAAAUGAGGUUAAAAUAA